AUGCUGGCAUUGUAUUUAAAUGACUUUUGGCUCAUUCGGUUUUUCUUCAUUCUCUUGAGUUAUGGCACUGUUUCGAUUCCUGUAGUUCUAUUGGUUAUUUAUGUUCGUCGAAAAACUACCGAAGGUAGUUUCGAGUCUGCAACACUGUUUCAUUCAUUUCUACAAAGGUUUGCUCUUGGAAAACCUGAAUAUGAAUUGAUUAUUUCCGACUCUGUAAAAUUGACUUCAGUCGUUUCGCGGAAAAAGAAUCUCCGCAAUGAUACUUUCCAUCUUAUUUUAUGCUUUUCAAGUCUUCAAGCUACUCUUGUUUCAAUGGGUUAUAUUCAAGAACGGAUUAUGACACAGGCUUACUUAUCAACUGUGGAUAAUCAGCUAAACAAAUUUGAAAAUACACAAUUUCUUGUUUUCAUGAAUCGUGUUUUUGCCAUUGUCCUAUGUGCAGCUUACUUAACUUCGAAUUGGAAAAGAGAACCUCCCCAUAUUCCACCGUUUUAUAAGCAUUCGUUCACGUCGUUUUCCAAUACACUUUCAUCCUGGUGCCAAUACGAGGCACUGAAAUUUGUUUCAUUUCCAACUCAGACAGUAUGCAAAGCAUCGAAAGUGCUGCCAACGAUGUUGAUGGGGUUCGUUGUCAGAGGUGAGCGUUAUAAAUAUGGCGAGUGCGCUUGUGCUGCUAUGCUUGCAUUUGGAGCGUCAUUAUUUCUUCUGUCAAACUCUAAGGGACUUGGAUCCUAUGCGGUUUUAUCUUCUGAUCGUGUGACUACUGUUUCUGGGAUUUGUUUGAUGUCUGGUUAUCUUUUAUUUGAUGCUUUCACUUUGAAUUGGCAAAAGAAACUCUUUGAUGUUCGUCCACGAGUUUCCAGAUACCAGAUGAUGUUUGGCGUAAAUAUCUUUAGCAUGAUGUUGUGCUUUGUAACGCUUGUCGAGGAAGGAACGUUUUUGUCACCAUUCCGUUUUCUAGUCACCCACGAAGGGUUUGGCCGUGAUAUAUUUUUAUUGUCUUUGUCAAGCGCUUUAGGACAGGUUGCAAUUUAUAUGACCAUUGAACGAUUUGGCCCUGUGAUAUUUACGGCUAUGAUGACACUACGGCAGAUACUUUCCAUAUUACUUUCAGUUGUGGCUUAUGAUCACCCGAUAUCUGUUUGGUCUAUAUUUGGCUUGUUGAUAACAUUCACUGCAAUUUUUGGCACUAUUUAUAUUCGGCAUCAUAAGACUUUACAGACUUGA
Molecule: messenger RNA, 1227 nt
Organism: Cercopithifilaria johnstoni
Lineage: Eukaryota; Metazoa; Nematoda; Chromadorea; Rhabditida; Onchocercidae
Source: the annotation of a GenBank genome assembly